UGGAUGUGACUGCUCUGAUUGCACUCCAUGGGAAAGCGAGAAGAAAUAGCCUACCUCUGAUCAUCAACGCGUCAUAUAAUGUUUCAGCGGACGCCCCUCCCCCUGUCUCGUUUUUUCCCCUCACUCAACCUCUCCUUUGACUCACAGAGGCGGCUCACCACUGGCGCACGGACCGUGGAGGAUACGGGCAGAAGAUGGCUGACUUAGCCGGGCGCCGCAAGCCCUCGGCGGCAUCACCAGCGUCACACGGGCCGCUGAAAAGCUGCAAGACAUCCGCCGUCUGGCGACUGUAAACAGCUGCCGCUGCCUCUCUCGCCCCCCUCCUCUCCCCUCCUCACCGCAAAUAUUGACAGAAGUAUCACAGAGAAAACAUGGCAGAGAUGGAAAAAGAGGGCAGACCUCCGGAAAAUAAGAGAAGCCGAAAACCAGCACACCCGGUGAAAAGGGAAAUAAAUGAAGAGAUGAAGAGUUUUGCAGAGAACACCAUGAACGAGCUGCUGGGCUGGUACGGCUACGACAAGGUGGAGCUGAGAGACUCUGACAACCUGGACAUAGGGGAGACGCCACAGCACAUCUCUGUCCUCAAAGAAAACUUGUUGCCAAAAAUCCCAGCUUCAACAGAGAGCAGCGAAGGCUCCCCAGAUCGAGCCAACAGCUCCCAGUCUUUGCCAGCCUCCAGGAAUGGAGUCACAGAGCCCUCCACCACGCCGUCCACCUCCACGCCCAGCACCAAGGAACAUGGCAACCUGCCCAUCAUAGUCCCCAUGAUCCCCCCGCCACUGAUCAAGCCCCCUGCAGAUGAGGAUGCAUCCAAUGUGCAGAUCAUGUGUGCCUGGUGCCAGAAGGUCGGUGUCAAACGCUAUUCUCUGAGCAUGGGGAGUGAGCUGAAGAGCUUCUGCAGUGAGAAGUGCUUUGCUGCCUGCCGCAGAGCCUACUUUAAAAGAAACAAGGCGAGAGACGACGAUGGCCUCGGUGGGAAAUUACCCCAGAACAGCUUUACUCAGGACACGCCCAGGCUUGUCUUCAAGACAAACAGCGAUGUGCUUGUGUGUGACUGGUGCAAACAUAUUCGCCACACUAAGGAGUACCUGGACUUUGGUGCUGGUGAGCGGAGGCUGCAGUUCUGCAGUGCCAAAUGCCUGAACCAAUAUAAGAUGGAUAUUUUCUACAAGGAGACCCAGGCCGCGCUUCCUGGAGCACUGUGUAACCCAGGACACGGGCCUGGUGGGGAGGGUAAGCCAGAGUGCAGUGGAGGGGUACAGCUGCUCACUCCUGAAUCCUGGGGAACGCCGUUAACGGACCUACGCCGUAAAGCUCCCUCACCUGGGGGGCCCUCCACCACCUCUGUUUUGGCCUCGUCCACUUCUUCUGCCACCUCACCCUCAGACACUCCUGCUGUGUGCUCCCCAUCCUCCUCCUCCUCAGCCAAGAUCCCCACACCCAGGCCCCAUGAAAGCCCCACACUUCCUCCUCCACCUGUUCCUACUUUGCACCCACCAGUUGGAGUUCCCCCUGGUAGCCCUCCCAUGGUAAUGACACCACGGGGACCCAUGCCCCUGCCUCUGUUCAUGGAGCAUCAAAUGAUGCAGCAGAUCCGUCCACCGUUUCUUCGCCCCUCUGCCCACCCAGCAGGGCCCAACAGUCCACUUUCAAACCCCAUCAUACCUGGCAUUGGUCCACCACCACCACCGAGGACCCUUGGUCCAGCAUCAAGCCCCAUGCACAGGCCCAUGCUGUCUCCACAUGUCCACCCCUCAUCCAAUCCCAACCCUGGCAUGAUGCCCCCCCACCCUGGUCUCCCCAUGCCAGGCCUACCCCCUUUCCCUCCAGUCAACAUGAUGCCCAAUGGACCCAUCCCCCUGCCCCCAAUGAUGAACUUUGGCAUGCCAUCCUUGGCUCCAUUGGUACCCCCACCAACUCUUUUGGUUCCUUACCCUGUUAUUGUACCCCUCCCUGUACCAAUCCCUAUUCCAAUCCCAAUUCCCUUUAACCCCAAAACUUCCAGGGACCAGCCAGAGAGCAAUGGCUCUGUCCGCAGUGCUCCAGAGUCAUCAGAAGCUUCAGCUUCUGGGCCCCACUCUCCAGGUUCCUCUGGAGGUGACAGAGGGGAGCAGAAAGUAGAGCCAGCUGGUGCGGAGCGUCUCUCUCCUGUACGCUCAGAGAGAGGCAGGACAGCGUUGGUGGACUUGACUGUGAAGGCAGAGGAAAAUUCUGGCAACCUGUGCCCAACCAGCAGCCCAAAACUUAUGGACGGUGUGAUUGAUCUAACAGUUGGCCAGAGAUCAUGCCAACAGCAGGUCAUUCACAGGAUGCUACCUGGGGUCCAGGUCAAAGUAGAGGCAGAGGCUGAAUCAAGAUCCCCACCAGCUGCUGGGCUGGGGAGGGAAGGGAAGGGCAGUUGUGAUGGGGGGGAAGGAGUCCUCUCACAGGGUCUCCUCAGUGCUCCGCAGCUGGAAGGGUCCACACACCCAAACACACUGGAAUCAUCAGGCCCACCCAGCCCUUCUGGCAAUGCUGAUUCUCCAGUGAGCCAGCUAAAUCCCUCUAUCUCCAACCUUACCCCACCACCCUUACCCAGCACAGCACGGACCCAGCCCCAACUCCAAACUAGCCCCGGCACCCCAUGUAAUGUUAUUGUCAAUGGUACAGGAUGGCAUUCGCUUCUCCCUCCUACCAUUGAGUCUUGCUCUGACCGAAAAGGAGACGGGGUUGCAGGAGAAGGAGAGGCAGAGGAGCAGCCAGCCAACGGAGAACUGGAGCGUGAGGCACUGAAAGAGAACAAUUGCUCAGUCGGAGACUGGGAGCUGGGGAAACGGGGCUCAGCACAAGAUGAGAUGGCAAACACAGUAGAGGGUAAGCCAGACCCUGACUCCAACCUGGAGGAGGGCGAGCAUGCCUAUGCCCUGCCGCUGCUGUCUACGGGAGGCUGCGUGGUCAUCCAGCCUGUGCCAAAGCCCGGUGCUGACAAGACGGCCAUCCUGUCCUGUUCCAUCAGUGCUCCUUUAUCAGCAGCCGGGAGCCCUGAGCUGGAGCCACCGCUGAAAAGGAGGUGUCUGCGAAUUCGCAAUCAAAACAAAUGAGAUGGAUGCUCUGAGGGACGCAGUGCCAUCAGCGACACUCACUUGUCCACCCCCACCUCCAAAUCCCACCCCUCCCAACUACACCACUGCACACGUGCACACACACACACACACACACACACACACACAAACACACACUUUGUUCUCGUCCUCACCCAUCGUCCAGUCUACCAGCACCACAAAUCGCCUUCAACGACUGAUGAGAGUCCAACCAAACAUGUUGAUGUGUAUCAUAGUAGAGCGGACAGGACUCCUUUUGUCUACGUGACAGAUACUCUAAUGGACUGAACUUCUACAGACUUGAUGUCAGGGCCAGCAGGAUUGUUUCACCUUUGAACUGCAGACAGUGCAUCCUUGCAACAGGAGGACUUCACCCCACUGCUUCUCUCCUCAUUUCAAGACUCUCAGCCCACACUGCCCCUUACACCUUAUCCACCCUCCCCUAUCAAACAAGUGCUCUCUGUAUUGUUGGUUACAAUGGAAUGCACCAUAGUGUCCCAUAUUCAAAGCAACUGUUGGGAAAUUAGUGAGGGAGAGAUUUACAUCCCUCUAUGAAAUGCUUCUGUUUCAAUCCAACCAGAUGUCACAGCACAGGUACAAAAUCUGCUCCAGUAAGUGUUUUUUUUUUCUCAUACAACUUGUCACUAAAGUAUAGACUAACUUCACAAGGUUUAGACUGUAAGGCCACACAGCUGGUGAAAAUAGCAGAAAUCCUGCACUAUCUUCUUGGCCUUUGCUUGUCCACAACCAGCGUAAAUGUACUUGCCAACCUGACACCAAGUGUUCUGGCUGAUCCUGAUGGGUGGUAGCUAAAAAGAAGCAUAGCAAGCAUGAAUACAGUUAAUGCAAUAUGACUGGAGGAUGAUUUAAAGAGCUAUUUUAUUCAGAGACUAGAAAACUGUCCUUGGACAUAAAAUCAUCAAUUGUGUUGAGAGUUAUUCCUACUGAAUCAGCAAACCGGGGGAUAAAAUAUUAACCUUCACCAGCAAGUGAUGGUGUGUGGGUGGAAUCAUGCAAUCUCUGCCAUUUUUCUGUGGCAUCUAUUUAUUUGCUUGUAAACGUCACUGAAUUUAGAUAUACAUUGUUACACAAGAACGGGACAGAGAUGUCAUGAUAAUCAUUCGUCCCAUUGACAUUUUCACACCCUCAGGAACACCGUCUGCGUGCUUAAACAGUAAGCCUCGCAAGUAACAGUAAGACAGGCCCCUGCUGUUUGAGAACAUUUCAAGGCUUACUGCACCUCCGAAAGAACUGGGAUGGCAUGGCAAUGUAGAAACUCUGCCAACCUGCAAUGGGUACUUGCUACCGCAGGCUAGUACUUAAUCUUUUCUAUAAUACAUUACCAGUGAUGUUCCUGUCAUGGGUUAGUUUGAGACUGACUGCACUGAAUUUAGAGGGGGCAGAGGGAAGCCAGCUCCUUCAUAAAUAAUUCUUUUGGGACCUGGAGAAAAACUGCUGAAGUAACACUACAAAAAUAUUUCAACAAUAAACACACUGAAGACAGAUUCAUGUUGAAAAUAAUUUGGAAAAUCUUUACAUAUUGCCUCUUGCUUGUCCACUGAUCCUGCCAAGUUACUUCAUUUUUUUUGCCAGUUGGUAUUUGUUUUAAGCCAAAUCUGAAGGCAGUGUUGUCUUUGAUUCAAUGUUUUACUCUAUGUACAGCUUUUGGGGCAGUUUAAGUAAAAGCAACACAAACUGUCACCAGUCCAGUUUGAUCUGAUCCAGUUACACUGCGGCUUAAGCCUGUGAGCUGGGACACCAUCAAACAAAGCCAGCAUUUAGUUUACACUCCUAUGGAGGAGGUACAUUUUACCAGUGUGAUACAAGGUAUUAUCAUAUGCCAAAGGCCUCUGGUGUGUUGAAACAAAACAUGUCACCUAGUUUUCGGUGGAAAUGGGAUUUCAAACUGAAGAUUUGACCAGAUAAUUUAUAGUUGCCAAAAUAAUAAGCACUUAUUUUAAAAAAAAGAAAGGAAAAUAAAGGAGAACACAAGUGGAUGUCAAAAACAGUAUUACUCUGUUAUCUCUCUUUAUGGUUUACUCAGUCCAUAAAGGCCUGUGAUAUGUGACGCUGCGAGUAAAGCUCUGCAUUGAAAAGAGAAUGCAGGAGUUGAGGGAUUCUCAGUCAUUUGUUACAGUAGAUGUGUUCAUUGCUUUGUAACCUUGUCCUAUCUCACUGUUAAACCUGCAGCCUUGUUUUAUUUCAGUCUGUCAUGAUGAGACAGAAUUAAUUCACUCAAUUCAUUCUUUGUCCAAGUGAGGCCCAACAUUUACUCAUACACUUAUUGACAUAUAAUAAGCAUACAUACUGGUGUCAGACGCACACACAAUGCACACAGUAAAUUUAACUUUGUGUAUGUGUGUGUGAGGCAGGUGCAAGCAGAGAGCCCAGUUGAGAUUACAGAGUGUUGACUCAGAAUAAGCAGUGUGCAACUCUAUCUGUUGCCUGUUAGUCAGGCAUUUAGGCUUAGCUUGCCACUUGCCAAGGCCCAGCUUUGGUGUCACUUUAAGCAUUUCUUUGCCAUUGCUUCAUUUCUCUCCAAGCAAAGGCAGUGAGAAUGCUCUUUUUAAACUGCCUGCUUCUGUCUUCUUUACCUUUUACUGAAUUGCAUUUGGUCGUAAGUAGAAAUACUCCUUUCUGUGAUUCUUCCAAGAAUUUCCAUAUGUACUGUAUUUCUUAAGUUACAGUUUAUAUCAAAAGAAUAGGAAUUGAACAAUUGCAGCCCUAUUCCAAAACUGAGAUUUGAGUUGUUUCAUCUGAAAUCUUGCAAAUGAAAGCACAAAAACCAGGAUCGAUGUAAACUAGAAACCAGACACUGUAAUUUCUAGUGUCAGGGCCACAGAUUUUCGAGGCCAUGAGCUGCCCAACACACCCUGUACUAUUUUAAUCAGAAACCAAAAAGGACUCCAAGGUCUCUCUUUAUUACAAAGAUUUUUCAUAUUUUAUUUAUUCAGUCAAAUGUUCAGUUGUGCUUUUUGUAAAUGUAUUUCUCAUGAAUUAGAGAAAAAAUAGUACAACCCUAUAUAUAGGUUACAGUUUCCUAUUUCUUCCUAGAAAGAUGGAAGACUGCUAGCUGUUGUGAGGAGUGAGGAGAACUAAGUUUUCUAAAAUCUGUGUGUCCUGGUUAGCUGCUUUGUUUACUGCUCAGAGCUGACAGCCUGCUAGCAUGAUCAAAAACAGAAGACCGGCUGUAAAAAGUUGUCAUUGGCAUAUAGACUGAUAAAUGUUCUGGUCAUAUGUGUAGAUUGCCAUAAAAUGUAUUGAGCACACUGAUGUUAUUAAGAGGAUGAGCCUUUUCCAAUUUGGACUCCUCUUUAGCUCUCCUCUAGUGCCAUCCUCAGGACAAAAUAUCAACUUUAUACAGACAAUAUCCAAAACUAGUCAUGUUUUAUUUAAAGGAAUAGUUCAAUAUUUUGGUAAAUGCAGAUAUUUGCUUUCAUGCAGAAAGAAAAGAUUUCUACCACUGUUAUAUCUGUUUGUAAAUGUGAGGCUACAGCGAGUUGUUGAUUAGUUUAGUUAACAUAUAGACAGGGAAUGGGAGAAACAGCUAGCCUGGCUCUGGUAUAAGAAAUAUGCCUACUAGAACCUCUAAAGCUCACUAAAUAACACUUUUUAUCUUGUCUGUUUCCAGUCUUUAUGCUAAGCUCAGCUAACUGGCUGCUGGCUGUAGCUUCAUAAGCGCAUUUCCCAAAAUGUGAAAAUAUUCCUCUAAAUUUGCUCCCCAGAGGACAAAUGCUAAUUGUUUUGGUGACCUUUUCUUGACCUUUCUUCUGUUGCCAUCAUCAGGUCAAAUUUACAAUUUUACGCUGGCUGAUCUCCCACUCUCUCUCAGAGUGGGUCAGUCUUCUGGAAAUUUCAUACUGAUUUAAAAAGGUUGAGGGGGCUUGACUUUUGAUGAGGAACUAUCCAAAAUCCAUUGUUAUGUCUGCUUUUUCUCCUGCUUGACACCUUAACACACACAUACAGACACACA
Molecule: messenger RNA, 7053 nt
Organism: Lates calcarifer (barramundi perch)
Lineage: Eukaryota; Metazoa; Chordata; Actinopteri; Centropomidae
Gene: sobpa
Product: sine oculis binding protein homolog (Drosophila) a
Exons: 7
Coding region: 372-3080 (902 amino acids)
Biological process (GO): animal organ development
Cellular component (GO): nucleus
Source: RefSeq, a predicted model, not a curated record